Messenger RNA from Penicillium crustosum, 228 nucleotides. RefSeq lists its product as uncharacterized. The coding region runs from base 1 to 228 and encodes 75 amino acids. The transcript has a single exon. NCBI's taxonomy places the organism in Eukaryota, Fungi, Ascomycota, Eurotiomycetes, Eurotiales, Aspergillaceae. The record is from RefSeq and is a predicted model, not a curated record.
AUGCGUCGUGGGUCCCAGGAUGAAAGUAUUACCAUUCAUAAGCGUGCCGUCCUGCUCGAUCUGAAAGGAAAUACGACAUUACCUCUAAAAUUCGUGCGUGGGCCCGUGAUAACGAGGAUCAACCACUGCGAAGACCUGCUUCAUGCAACCCACAAAAUAGGUCAAGGUUCAGACCAAGGCAUUGAGGCCAGUUGCGGCCAUCUCGGACCAACUAUUAUCGUCCAAUAG